AUGAAAGUUGAGAUGGAGGUAGAUGUAGAUGAUGGAUCAGGGGUGGAUAUGAGUAGUGAAAUAGAUGAAUUGUGUAAAAGGUUUUGGUCACUAGAUGUUGUUGGGAAAAGAGAAUUAAAAGGUAGGGUUUGUGAACAUGCUUACCCCAUAACGACUUCAAUGUAUCCACCACCUGAGAAAUUAAAAAACAAAGGAGCUAUGAAUAAAGGGAAGAAACCAGUAGGAUAUGAUGUUUAUAGGGAUCCUUCAUCUCAUGAGUAUGUUAAUCAAGCAUCUCAAACUUUAAAGAGGCAAUCUCAACCAUCACAAACUUUGAAGAAGCAUUCACAAUCGAAGAAGCAAUUAAUGUUGCAUCAGUUCUCUCUUCAAUUUCCUAAUCAUAUUAGGUCAUAUAUUAAAUAUGUAGUUAAUGUUGCAUCAGAUGGUAAUUGUUGA
This is a messenger RNA of Lathyrus sativus (Indian pea), 435 nucleotides long. Lineage: Eukaryota; Viridiplantae; Streptophyta; Magnoliopsida; Fabales; Fabaceae. The record is from the annotation of a GenBank genome assembly.